Messenger RNA from Gossypium raimondii (Peruvian cotton), 966 nucleotides. RefSeq lists its product as uncharacterized. Lineage: Eukaryota; Viridiplantae; Streptophyta; Magnoliopsida; Malvales; Malvaceae. The record is from RefSeq and is a predicted model, not a curated record. The transcript is spliced from 2 exons. The coding region runs from base 1 to 966 and encodes 321 amino acids.
AUGGAGGAAUUUGCGAGACUUGAUCCUAGCACAUCUGAUGAAAAAAAGAAAGUUCAUGUGUUUGCUUUGAGUAUCUACGGAUUAGUGAUUUUCCCAAGGGCACUAGGGCAUGUUGACGAAGCUGUUUCAGACCUUGUUGAUCGGUUGGAUAAAGGGGUCACACCUGUUCCUGCGAUUUUGGCUGAAACGUUUAGAUCUUUGAAUGCGUGUAGGCGACCUGGUGAAGGCAGAUUUAUAGGUUGUGCACAACUGUUGAUAGCCUGGUUCCAUAGUCAUUUCUGGAAGGUGGACAAAGUUUCGUAUCGGGUUUUCUCUGAGCAUUAUUCCCCGUUAAAGGAAGUAGUGGCUACCCUCAGAAGGGACGAUAUAUCAGAAGAAAAUUGGAUAGCAAUUCUCUUUGGCUGGGUUCCGUUGCUUGGGAUCUGGGGAGCCGUCGGAUAUGCACAUUUGCUGGUCCUAAGGCAAUACAAUUCAAGACAGUUUGUGCCUACAACGUAUGGUUUAGCUCAAUGUAAGUUCUCGUACCGAGGAGGCAAUUACAAGAAAAAGGUGAAGGAAAUUUCUCAGGCUUGGAAUCAGGUUAUGAAAAGGCUAGCUGUGGGUUCGAUGACAACUCCAGAGUAUGGUGAGUGGCGAAGUAAAAGGAUUAAUGAUUACAUCCCGGAGUUAAACUUAGAGAGUGCUCGACCAAUGGAAGAAUAUCUACAAGUGAUCCUAUCAGAGUUGGAGAUUAUAAAACAAGAUUUUGAAAAGAGGAAUUUAGAGCUUGAAAAGAAAUUAGAACAGUUGGAAGAAGAGAAGAUGCACUUGAGGCUAGACGUCGACGUCCAAAAAUUAGAAGUCAAAAAAUUAAAGAAGGGGAAGAAUAAAGUAGAGGAAGAUCUCGAUAGCUUAAAGACGAACUACAAGAAAUUACGAGUAUCAAUGAGAACUGCCGGGCUGGGAAAGACUUCAGAGCAGUGGUGA